AUGCACUUGGGAGAGACCUGGAUCCAUUUCCUUUCCACCUCUUCCUUUGGGAGAGACCUGGAUCCAUUUCCUCUCUGCUUCUUCCUUUGGGAGAGAUCUGGAUCCAUUUCCUCUCUGCUUCUUCCUUUGGGAGAGAUCUGGAUCCAUUUCCUCUCUGCUUCUUCCUUUGCGAGAGACCUGGAUCCAUUUCCUCCUCUCUGCCUCUUCCUUUGGGAGAGGCCUGAAAUCCAUUUCCUCUCUGCCUCUUCCUUUGGGAGAGGCCUGAAAUCAUUCCUCUCUGCCUCUUCCUUUGGGAGGCCGAAAUUCAUUUCUCUCUGCCUCUUCCUUUGGGAGAGGCCCGAAAUCCAUUUCCUCUCUGCCUCUUCCUUUGGGAGAGGCCCGAAAUUCAUUUCCUCUCUGCCUCUUCCUUUGGGAGAGGCCCGAAAUUCAUUUCCUCUCCGCCUCUUUCUUGGGGAGAGGCCUGAAAUUCAUUUCCUCUCCGCCUCUUUCUUGGGGAGAGGCCCGAAAUUCAUUUCCUCUCCGCCUCUUUCUUGGGGAGAGGCCCGAAAUUCAUUUCCUCUCCGCCUCUUUCUUGGGGAGAGGCCCGAAAUUCAUUUCCUCUCCGCCUCUUUCUUGGAGAGAGGCCCGAAAUUCAUUUCCUCUCCGCCUCUUUCUUGGAGAGAGGCCCGAAAUUCAUUUCCUCUCCGCCUCUUUCUUGGAGAGAGGCCCGAAUCCAUUUCCUCUGCGCCUUUUUCUUGGGGAGAGGCCUGA
Acanthosepion pharaonis is the source of this 750-nucleotide messenger RNA. The record is from the annotation of a GenBank genome assembly. Lineage: Eukaryota; Metazoa; Mollusca; Cephalopoda; Sepiida; Sepiidae.